Molecule: messenger RNA, 849 nt
Organism: Myotis myotis
Lineage: Eukaryota; Metazoa; Chordata; Mammalia; Chiroptera; Vespertilionidae
Gene: NRGN
Product: neurogranin
Exons: 4
Coding region: 190-426 (78 amino acids)
Molecular function (GO): calmodulin binding
Source: RefSeq, a predicted model, not a curated record
ACCGCAGGGCUCAGGUUACAUUCGCGAGCAGAGCGGAGCGCGGGAGAGCGGACCGAGAGCGCUGCUGAGGGUUCGGCGCGGGUCAGCGCGUGCUGCUCGGCCCCCCGAGUCUCCUCCAGGGACCACUCGGACCCACCCCCACCCUGCGCCAGCUCCGCCCCGGCGAGGACCCCCUCCCCCAACACCAGUAUGGACUGCUGCACCGAGAGCGCCUGCUCCAAGCCGGACGAGGACAUCCUAGACAUCCCGCUGGACGAUCCCGGCGCCAACGCCGCCGCUGCCAAAAUCCAGGCGAGUUUCCGGGGCCACAUGGCCCGAAAGAAGAUCAAGAGCAGAGAGAGCGGCCGGAAGGGCCCGGGCUCCGGGGGGCCUGGCGGAGCUGGGGGCGCGCGGGGAGGCUCGGGCAGCGGCCCCAGCGGAGACUAGGCCAGAACUGAGCACUUUCGAAGUUCCCCAGGAGAGAUGGAUGCCGCGACCCCUCCGCAGUGACGCGACCUCCCCGCAGUGUUUGUGACCCUCCCCUUCCCGCCACCCUGCCAGCUUCGGGAGCCGCCCUACGUCCUCAGAGACCCUGGCCCAGGCCGGCUCCGUCGAGGAGUCGCCGAGUCCGUGCCCGUCCCUGUGGUUCUCCACCCCAGUGAGGUCCCGUGCGCCCUCCUUCCCCACCUGGCCCCAGACCUCGCACUCCCCGCGCGUCUGUCCCCGCUUCUCACCCCGCCUCCGCGCACCUGCAUGCAGUUUGGCCUCCACGGCCUCCUCGGCGAUCCCCCGAGUGCACCGCAGAGGGCGCCCUACCCUCUACGUUGCCCAGGACACGCACUUGAAAAAAAAGCCCUUUCGUUCCCCGCA